Molecule: messenger RNA, 1161 nt
Organism: Ascochyta rabiei
Lineage: Eukaryota; Fungi; Ascomycota; Dothideomycetes; Pleosporales; Didymellaceae
Exons: 4
Coding region: 1-1161 (386 amino acids)
Cellular component (GO): SBF transcription complex; cytoplasm
Molecular function (GO): transcription coregulator activity
Source: RefSeq, a predicted model, not a curated record
AUGCAGACCGACCUUGCCCAACCCAUACGUAUCCCUACGCCGCAUGGAUUAGACGUUCCAGAGUCUCAAGAGUCUGUGAUAUCGACCAUUUCCAGCACAUUUUCUGCCCCUGCACUGCCGUCCACCUCGAGUAACCUGUCCUCGGAUUACGAUGGAGCCUCGCCGUCUGAGCCCAAUGAACAAGCGAGUCAUGGCAAAACUGCACAAGCUCCAUCGCCAACCUCAUCAAGUUGCAUUCAUGGUCAAGCUGCCAGAACGAGUGUGCCGCAGAUUGCAACAGCCGCUGCAAACACGCCGCAAACCGGUUACACCACAGCAACUUCCAUGUCGCUAAUCUCCCCUACCACCCAAGGUUUCAAGAGGAGUGCAGAUGGAUCGGUCAAAGGUCAUGGGUCGACAACAAGUCCGAAAGAAGGGAUGUUUGCACACAAGCGGAACAAGAGCAUGGACACACAUUCGAGCACUCGAAUUGGGGAACUAUCCGCACAACUAAAGACUCGUCUCUCGUACGCCAUGGUCAAGGUACAAAACGGCUGGGAGAAGCAGUCACUCGACGAAUUAGAAGAGGUCCACUCUCAACGCGGAUCGCCAAACUCUGCACCUGGGGGCUCUCGGGUGACAUUCGAUUCCCCUUCUAACAUGGAUUAUCGACGAAGACCAAGCGCAAUAUCUGAUAACUCCGACCAAAUGAUAAUGUCCCCAACCUCAGAUUCAGCACGGUCACAUGCCCUUAAUUCAGGAGGUAACGUUGGGCUUGGACUCGCUCCAGCUCCCGAGCUCGAGUCUGGCCGAAGGCGCAGAUCAAGCACCAUACAUCUGCCGCCAUCAUACCUUGGAUCAGCACAGAAAAAGCACAACAGUGAUCUCGGCGCCGGCCCGCGAGCGCCAACAACCCCUCGGGCUAGCAUCCUUCGCAUGCCUAGUCAGCAAGCAGAAAAAGACGCUGUAGACACCCUACUAUUCAUGAGCAGUCCGAAGAACUCACAGCACUUCCCACACACCAGCCUGCCUGCACAUAGCUCGCUGCACGAAGGAGCUCCCCAACGACGCGUCAUGUUCGAAGCAUAUCCACCUCAAGAUCGGCGGAUGGUCUACCAGCCACCCAUGUCCACCUCCAGUCACUACUCCGCCAGCCCAUACGCUCCGCAGCCGGCGCGGUAA